AUGAUCCCUUACGCCACGGUUGAAGAUGCGUCCAUGGCGUUAGGCCGAAACCUGACGAGGCUCGAGACCGUUUGGUUCGAUUACUCCGCCGCAAAGUCCGAUUACUACCUCUACUGCCACAACAUUCUCUUCCUCUUCCUCAUCUUCUCCCUCGUCCCUCUCCCUCUCGUCCUCGUAGAAUCGGCGCGAUCUGCGUCGGGGUGGUUCGAUCGGUAUAAGAUUCAGCCCAAGGUGAAGAACUCGUUCUCCGAUAUGUUCCGUUGUUACAGAGACGUCAUGAAAAUGUUCAUUCUCGUCGUUGGCCCAUUGCAGCUCGUUUCUUAUCCUUCGAUUCAGAUGAUUGAGAUUCGAAGUGGGUUGCCAUUACCGUCUUGCUUGGAGAUUGUAGCACAGUUAGUGGUUUACUUCUUGGUAGAGGAUUACACAAACUAUUGGAUCCAUAGAUUCUUCCACUGCAAAUGGGGUUAUGACAAGAUCCAUCAUAUCCAUCAUGAGUACACUGCUCCUAUAGGAUACGCUGCUCCAUAUGCUCAUUGGGCUGAGGUUUUGGCUCUGGGGAUUCCCACGUUUCUGGGGCCUGCGAUUGCUCCUGGACACAUGAUCACCUUUUGGUUGUGGAUAGCUUUACGCCAAAUCGAAGCUAUUGAAACUCACAGCGGAUAUGAUUUCCCAUGGACUCUGACAAAAUAUAUUCCAUUCUAUGGUGGAGCUGAGUAUCAUGAUUACCAUCAUUACGUUGGAGGACAAAGCCAGAGCAACUUUGCGUCAGUUUUCACUUACUGCGAUUACAUCUAUGGAACCGACAAAGGUUACAGAUUCCAAAAGAAGCUUCUUAAGCAGAUCAAGGAGGGGUCCAAGAAGAGCAACAAGCAGAAUGGAGGAGAGAAAUUCGAUUAA
Molecule: messenger RNA, 897 nt
Organism: Thlaspi arvense
Lineage: Eukaryota; Viridiplantae; Streptophyta; Magnoliopsida; Brassicales; Brassicaceae
Source: the annotation of a GenBank genome assembly